Oreochromis niloticus (Nile tilapia) is the source of this 2021-nucleotide messenger RNA. Its product is annotated as gap junction beta-4 protein. The record is from RefSeq and is a predicted model, not a curated record. The coding region runs from base 34 to 726 and encodes 230 amino acids. Gene Ontology annotation, biological process: cell-cell signaling. Gene Ontology annotation, cellular component: connexin complex. Gene Ontology annotation, molecular function: gap junction channel activity. NCBI's taxonomy places the organism in Eukaryota, Metazoa, Chordata, Actinopteri, Cichliformes, Cichlidae. The transcript has 2 exons.
UCUGUCCCCUUGUCCCCCUCCAAGGCAGCGGUCAUGAACUGGGGUGCGCUGGAGGCUCUCCUCAGUGGGGUCAACAAAUACUCCACGGUGUUCGGUCGGGUUUGGCUCUCAAUGGUCUUCGUCUUUCGGGUGUUGGUGUUUGUGGUGGCGGCUCAGCGGGUGUGGGGUGACGAGAGCAAAGAUUUUGUAUGCAACACUGCUCAGCCGGGCUGCACCAACGUGUGCUAUGACUACUUCUUCCCCAUCUCCCACAUCCGCCUGUGGGCCCUGCAGCUCAUCUUCGUCACAUGCCCGUCACUGAUAAUUGUCGGACACGUCAAAUAUCGAGAGAUGAAAGACUUAAAGUACACCACCACCCAUGAGGGUAAACACCUGUAUGCAAACCCUGGGAAGAAACGUGGAGGGCUGUGGUGGACAUACCUGGUGAGCCUGAUUUUCAAGGCAAGCUUUGACGCUGGUUUUCUCUACAUCCUUUACCACAUCUACGAAGGGUACGACUUACCUCGUUUGUCCAAGUGUUCCCUGGAGCCUUGCCCGAACACGGUGGACUGUUACAUAUCCCGCCCUACGGAGAAGAAGAUCUUCACUCUCUUCAUGGUGGUGUCCUCUGCUGUCUGCAUCUUGAUGUGUAUCUGUGAGAUGGUUUACUUCAUCUUCAAACGCAUCAAGAAACUAAUCAAGAAAAAAAUAGAUGCAGACAGGAGGGCAUUCGCAGACACAAGCUGAAGCCAUUGUCAACACCCUUUUCAAAGCACAAGUCUAGAUCAUCUUUGAGAGUGGACCCAACAGCCUCUAUCCAGAACCUGAGUAACAGCAAGACUGAGGAAGCACCAACUAUGAAAUAAGGACCAUGUUGCUCAGGCUACUCUGAAAAACUAAUUGAAUAACUUCCAGGUGCCACUGGAAGCAAAUGCAUCCUUCUGACUGCUUGCAGAACUGUUUCUCAACAGCAAAGAAUUUGUAAAUAAAACUUUGUUAAAUGAUAUUCUGCAUGGAAAUCGACAGCAAAAGUGCAGAUGAAAGAGGAAGCUAUUUUUUGAGUAAUGAUGCUCUAUGUGUGUAUGAUUGUGUGCCUGUACUCAUGUUUUUAUGUAGCCUGUGCAUCACUGGCCAGUACGAAAUUGUGAUAAGCUGUUAGAUCAGGUACUUCUAAUGGAUAAAACUUUAAAAGGUUAAAGGUACUAAACUCAUCUAGAUACAGAACAGAUGGUGAACCCCUUUACCUGAAAAUACAGAUUGACCAAGCAGAGCACUUUUUUGAACACAGUAAGUGGAGAUGAAGAAAAUGAAGAAAAUUCCCUUUAUUCUUACACUAGAUUGAAAUUGCUUGGUGAAGGUGCAAAUGUGAAUUAAUUCAUGACAUUGAAAAACUGACAGAUACAAUUGUUUAUACCUACAAAAAUGCUAUUUCUCAACCACAAUGAAGUAUGAUAUGCAUAUUAGUUUUUUUUAAAUUAUGUAUUUAUUGUUGCAAUAUAUAUAAAACUUUUUCACGGGUGCGGUUUUGAUAGAUAGGACAAUGCUCCAAUGGUGAGCGGAAACCGGACGUUGCUGUAUCUGCCUUUCUGGUUGCUUCGUUGUAGGAAGUAAAGUUUGUCAAAUAUGAGUUUCCACUUCAGACAGGUAUGGAAUUCUUAUAUUUUAUAUUUUGUUUGUGUCUUCAUUAUAACAUACUAGGGUUGUUUCUUGAGUUUGUUAUCUGUUUUAUUGGUUAAUAUGACGUAACUAACGGCACCCAAAGUAGUUUCGGUUAUUCAUUUGUCUGCUGUGGUUAGCUAAGUGUUACACCGUAAACGGUAGCUAUUCCUUAGCAACAUUUCAGUAGGAAAUAGCGGGUUACUCAGUGUUUAUUAUUUAAAUGUGGUCUUGUGGUUAGGGAUUAUGUAAAUACUCUAGUUUUCCCCGUUUGAAUUGAUAGCAGUCAUGGUGAGUUUCAUCUGAAAGUAGAGGUAACUCAUCGUUCUUGCUGAAACACAUAAUUACGGCGUAAGUAAAUUUUAACCUUAAUUACCUACCAUAUA